ACGUUCUUCUAUUUCAACAGGGCCAAACCACACAAGCCAUAGCGCUCGCUUCUCCCCCACCCCCCCGCGAGCUACCCCCGGCCUCCCCGCACCCCCGGCUCGCGGGGCGGUGCUCGGGGUUGCCCCCGCCAUGCGCCCUCCCAAUGCGCCGCCGCCGCCGCAUCUCCAAGAAAAUCACCAGCUGAUUCGUCAGCAGCCGCAGAAUGAACCUGAACUUGAUGAAGAGAUGCCCCUACUAGUGUCACCGCCGCUGCCGCCGCCACCGCUGAGGAACCGAUCGUCUAUAUACAAGCAGAAAUCGUGGUCUCCCGACAUGUUCCGGGAGGAGGCGUGGCUCCGGCGCAAGGGGAACGUCAAGAACCGCCAGAGCAAGAGCGUCACGGACGAGGACCUCGACGAGCUCAAGGGAUGCAUAGAACUCGGGUUCGGGUUUGACUCGCCGGAGGCCGUGGACGACCGCCUGUCGGACACUUUGCCGGCUCUAGGGUUCUACUACGCCGUGACGAAGCAGAACAGCGGGAGCAUCCCGAGACCGGCGGACGCAUCCCUCUCGACCUCUUCGGAUUGCGACAGCGACGUCGGCAGCCCCCACGCCAUAUGCGGCCCCAAAUCAAGAAGAUGCAUAAAACAUCUGUGCAGGCGAUGAUCCUCAGGUGGUGAAGACAAGGUUGCGACAGUGGGCGCAGAUAGUUGCUUGUUCGGUGCGGCAAUCGUCUUCCUAAGCUACCGCCAUUGAUGUCAUCCUCCAUUACAGCUCGAGGUUAAAGCUUGAACUCAACCAGAGUCGUCACAAGGCAAAACCCAUGUGCCUCGACCCAACCUGUGCUUAGAAUAUUAAUUUCUCGCGCCGACCUUGCUUGCUUAGAAGGGUUUUACAUUAAAUUAGUUGGAAGAAGAAAAGGUGAUAGCUUGUUGUGCUUGUGCUUGUGCUUGUGGGGGACUUUCUUUAAAGUGGUGCUAAACCUUGGUACUGAUGUUUAUUAGCUGUCGGCUCUGCUGUUUUCCUUGUAAGAUGGGCUGGUUUGGCUUAGGGAAAUUGUCAGAAAUUGAGAUGCCUCUUGUUGCGGAGCUGAGUAGGGUUUUCCUUUGUUCUCUCUUUUGGGGUUGCUUAGGAAUCCGUGUUGUGCUUAAUGCUAGAUCCUUUACAAGUUUACAUGGCUUUUGCAAAGGAGGCAAAAGAUGACUUAUUUCUUCUGCUGA
This is a messenger RNA of Rhodamnia argentea, 1200 nucleotides long. RefSeq lists its product as uncharacterized. The transcript has 2 exons. NCBI's taxonomy places the organism in Eukaryota, Viridiplantae, Streptophyta, Magnoliopsida, Myrtales, Myrtaceae. Bases 131 to 646 code for a protein of 171 amino acids. The record is from RefSeq and is a predicted model, not a curated record.